This is a messenger RNA of Mercenaria mercenaria, 5739 nucleotides long. RefSeq names its product probable cyclin-dependent serine/threonine-protein kinase DDB_G0292550. The transcript is spliced from 5 exons. The record is from RefSeq and is a predicted model, not a curated record. Lineage: Eukaryota; Metazoa; Mollusca; Bivalvia; Venerida; Veneridae. Bases 752 to 1594 code for a protein of 280 amino acids.
CCAAUAUCGGUAGUGAAGUUUAAAAUUGUAAUAUAUGGCGCAAAUUUGGACAUAAAUUUCUCUCUGCUUUGGCAGUCUAAUGGUUUUAAAGUGUUAAACAAUCUUAAACAUCUUUGUGUUUAAACUUUUAAACAUGAGUAUUCAUGCAUUUUAAGAAAAACUGUAGAUGUAUUUGAACAGUUUUUCUCUUCUUCUUUUUUAUUUGCGAAUAUAUUUUAUCGGAAUGGUAGUUUGUUAUAUGGUUAAAAUAUUAGAAUUUACAUGGUUUGACACUGAAUUUUAAUUUUAAGAUGAAAUAAAUUAUCAUACUUUAGUAGUUCGUUAUAGGAUUUUGGAUAUAUAAAACAACAUAUUAUAAUUGAAAUAAGAUUCAGGCAAUAUAUUUGAUAAGUUUUACCAAAUCCCUUUGUAAUUUCAUUGACAGUGUUAAUGUAAACAAUUUCCAAAAGCUGCCUUGUAAAUAAAUAAUGAAAAUAUUCAAUACUCAAAUAGAAAGUUUGCCUUUGUACAGGAAAAUAGAUUGGGGUUAAGUCUUGGCAUGUUUAUUGUCAGUGAGGGAUAUUAAUAAUAAAUGAAUUUAUUUGAACUUGUGUUUUCAACAAGAAGUCAAAGAAUUCUAGACAAUAUAAAUGUCAUAGCUGUCUUAGUGGAAUCAGAGCCUUUUCAGGAUUCUUAGGUGAAAGGAUAAAAUAUUAAAUUUCUGGGAUAAACGGAGCUAUAUAACGUGAGAAUUAUAUAAAGGACUUAAACAAUGACUUCCCAGCCAGGGGGCGCUAAAAAAUUUCUGUACACAGGACCGAAGAAAGGAAAUGACGAUGAUGAUGAUGACCUGCCAUGGAACUUUAAUGCAAAGAAACAAAGUAGCACAGGUAACCAGACAGGUUCCAAGUUUGAGCUAGACAAUGUAUGGAGUAUCCAGCGCAAUGUGAAUAUAAAUGGUGGUGUGAAACAGCCCAAGGCAGAGAGCCUUCAUUACAACACAAAUAAAAGCUACUACUCCAGGCAUGGUGGCGGAUCAAAAGAUAAAGAUGAGUUUGGUCCCUCGUUUGGAGGUUCAUCAACAGCAAGGAAUGAUAAUUCUGGAACCCUAGGAAAUUCAGAUACAGGAGGUAAGACAUGGGGUGUAGGAAGCCAGACAUCACGUAGACCAUUUAGCUAUGCCUAUGGCAAUGACCUUCAAAAUCCAUCAGACAAAUCUGUUUCACCAAGGAACACUUCUGUUUCAAGCACUGGAGUUUAUCCACAAACUGGGGGCAGCCAUUUUGGUUCAAAAACAGGAAGUGAAAUGACUUCUGGGAAUUUAAAUGCAUUCAGGGGUGGUAACUUCAACAAACAAGGGAGUGGGAACAUCUUCAGUAGUGAAAGCACAGACAGUUUUGCAUCCACUAAUAAUAACAACAGCUCUGUUUACAAUAAGUCUCUUGUGUCAUCAUCAUCUCCUGGUGCAAGUAAUUCAUAUAACCCCACCCAGAGAAACAGUUUAUUCAGUUCAUCUGCACAGAAGAACCCAUCACAGAAUGGUCUGUUUAAUGUGAAUUCAAGGUCUUCAUUUGAAAGUGGUUCAUCAGGAAGGCAAAAUAAGUCAUUCUGGUAGAGGUUUUUUGGAAAUGUGACUUGUUUAAGUGCUUUCAUUUAACUGCAUUUAGUACUUAUCUAGUGGUUGUAUAAGUUGUAUAAGAUUGCAAUAACCAUCUGAUUGAAAGGAGAGAACAUAAAACAGUGUUCAUGUUGAAGAUUAAGUGAAAUAAAGUGAGCUAUAUACACAUGUAUAUGUUAUAGAUUGGAUCUUAUUUACUUUUUGUCAUGAUUUUGUAGUCAGUAGAUAUAUUUAUAUUGUAGAGCCUGUGAUAAUUUCUGUAAGAUAUUCUGGUAAAUGUUUUCAACUGAUUGUAGCUCGUCUGAACCAAGGGUUUAGAGAGAUUUGUAAGUAUAGCUGGAUGGUCCGUUCACAGUCUUACUUAAAAAUCUUCUAUGAAACUUCUGAAUCUUAGUCUGUAGCAUGCUGGUAUGGACCGCUUUCAAGUUUGUUCAAAAAGUUUCACUUGAAUGCAUUUAAGGGAUCAUCAGAGCUUAAGAUACAAAACAACUUUCACAUGGGCCAAAGUUUUCAGUAUAUUCCAGAAGUUUGGAUUUUCCUGAGUACCUAGAGGUCAUUUUCCCACAUCGUAUUAUUUUGUUGAGAUAUUCAGAGUGGGGUAAGGCCGGUUCUGAAUUUACCUUGUUAUUUUUCCGAGGAGUAAAAUAAAAGUAAGUUGUUUGUUUAUUUAACAUCAAAGAUGGAAGCUGUCCAUUUUUAGUAAAUUUCCUAGCAGGUUCGCUUUCUCUUUACUGAGAUAGCUGAUUAUAAUGUUUGAUUUUGGUCGAACAAACAACCAUGUGAAACUGUUUGGGAUUGACUAUUUGCAGAAUUACUGAAGAACUGCGCAGUUUCAGAGGAACAAGAUAAAUGUUGAUUUUCUUAAUUUGUUAAAAACGAAUAUUCUGAUUGCAUUGCUAGUUAUUGACAGCCAGUGAAAUUGUAGCUUUUAAGACCAGUUUGGCAUGCUUUCAAAGAUUGACAAUAUGUGACCAGCUGUUAUGUUUAGAAACAAAAAUGUUGUGAAAUACAUUGUAUAUGGUGAAAACUCACAGUGUAAAGUGAGAAAUACCAUGAAAUGGCACCAAAAAACAAAUGAUGGUAGAAAAUGAUGUCUGAAGUUGACUGGCUCUGUAGAAAUUGUAUCAGACUUUACUUAAAAGCAUCAUUAAAUUUUGAUGGAUCUUUUUAAAGCUUCUUCAGAUGUUUCUGCUUGACUGCAUUUAAAGACACCACAGCUAAAAAAAGAAUAUCCUUUAGAAAUUAUUCUCAUUAGUUUUCCAAGCAAGGUGAAAAGGUCAAGGUGAGGUGAGCAACAAAGGGUGUUUGUGAGUUGCAUUGGUUGCCUGUAUUAUAUUAGUGAACCAAUAAAUAUUGCAACUGUUAUUUAAUAAAGUACCAAAUGCCUAAGUUAAAGGUAUUUAAGGCAGGUCCCUGUGUCUGUCUUAGAAAAUGUGACUUUGAAAUUUGUUAUAGACUGGAUUUAUUAAUUGUACAGUGAAGUUGAUCUUGCCUUGCUAAUUGCCAAAAUGUUUGCAGAACAUGCACACAUAGAAAAUUUUGUUUGUAACUUUGAUCUUUCUUUAUUUUGCAAUGCAUUAAAUAAAAAAGAAUGAUUUAAGUUGUGCAAUCUGAAGUUAAAGAAAAAAUAUUAUACACACAUUUUUUUAGACAUGAUCCCAAAACUGAAGGGAAAGAAAUAAAUGUUUAAGUAUAAACCUUUUAACUGCAUUUAUUCCCUCCCCUGCAUUAUAUAAAACUUAACUGGGAGAUAUUCUAUGUACUGGUAUACUGUUGUAGUAGUGUAAAUGUUUUGAAUAUGUCAGUUUUGAAGUUUUGCUCUUUCAUUUCUUGUAAUAAUGAUUUUAGAGUACAUUGUGGCUUAAUCUAUGCUUUAGGUUAUUAUAAACACACUGUGAUAAAAGAGUAGCUUUUACUUGGUGUAAGCUUGUACUGGGUAUAAGUUUUAUUGGGUACUGGGACCAGGGAGGCUGGGUAUAAGCUUUUUAGUGUGCAUAAAUUUGUACUGGUUUAAGCUUUAUUGGGUAUAUGCAAGUAUUGAGAGGACAGAUGUAUUUUUUACUAACAGAAACAAAUUUUAUGCUGAAAGAUAUUUUUUUUCAAAGAAAAUAUUUUUUUGAAAAUAUGUGUAUCUACUUCAACAGAAAACAUUAGGGUUAGUGCAGUCAUCCUCAAGUCUGUCUAGGUUAUAAGUUGAAAACCAUAUUUUGGGGUCAGCAUUGUUUCUUUGGAAAACAUCCAAGAAUUUAGACUUUAAUUAAAGAGCUUUGAUAAACUAUUAUAGUAGGUAGCUGUUUUUGUCAUUUUCAGCUGGGGGAUUGGGGAAAGGGAGCAGGGUUUAAUAGGACAGUAAACAUGUUUUGAGAGAGAUUUUACCUCUGACAUGCUGGUAAAACACCUUUAUUUACUACGUAGAAUUUUGCACAUUGUUUUUGCUAGAAGAGUAUAUAAUCACAUAUUUAGUUCAUAUACAGCAUUUGUGAAAUCCCUUUGGAUACAUUUGUGCCCUCGGCAUAUCAGCCUGGGGUACUAACCUAUCCCUAGGAGUUGCAAAAGUUGUGCUAUAAAAAAAGUUGAUUUAUAAAAGCUUUUGUGAAGGGAGACAAUUUUAAGGUUUAACGGUCACCUUGAUGAAAAAUACAUUUAUGUACUGUGCAUAUUUCAUAAUAUUUCCUGUUAUAAGUGCAAUUGUAUGACUGUUUCAUUGUGAUAAAAGAUUAUUGUUAGGAAUCAGGCUUUCAUAGGUCAGUCCCAAAUUGUAUCUGAAUAAACCAAAGUUUUUGAUAAAUUGAGUUUUAAACAUGAUUAUUUUAUCAUGUGAAAGUAGGGCACAUUCAAAAGGUUGCUUGUGUUUAUUUUAUUUUAUUUUUUUAAUAAAAGUUUAAUGCUUAUGGGAUAUAUGAAAAGUACCUUAUUUCUGAUUAUCUGACUUGAACUUUGGUCAUAAUGGCACAUAAGCUAUGGACAUACCUAAUAUUUAAUGCCAUCAUUCUCACCUCAUUUCUAGUACAUUCUCAUGAUCUUAUAUCUUCAAGAAGUUGUUUUUUUUUUCAGCAAAUAUUUCUAAAAUGAUUUUAACAUUACACCAGUGACAAACUAUUGCUUUAGAUCAGCUUAACGUGAUAACCACUGAUCUCUAUUUAGUAGCGAUGUGGAAUUUUUGUUUGAAAGUUUGAAUUAGGAAUGUUAGUCGUAGCUGGGGUCCGACAGUUGCAAAGUAACCAGCAACUUUUCAUAGUUUUAUACUCUAAAGGAAUAAGUGUUAAAAUGUAUUGUUUUGAAGUUAUUUUUCCAUGCAUUAUUCCAUUCAUCGUUUACUAUAACCAUAAAAUCCUGUUUAGUUACAGUGUAUGACAUCCUGUUUUGUUUGUAUCAAAGAAAACUUAAAAGUUUUGCAGUUGGGAUCCUUUAUUGUCAAACAAAAAAGACCAUACUUUGCCCUUUCCAGGAUGUAAUUUCCAGGACACCUACAGCACUCCAGUCACAUAGUUAUGUUUUUCCUUAAUUGCACAUCUGUGAUCUAUUUAAUCUUUUGUCGAGAUUUAUAUAUACACGUAUACAGUUACUGCAUUUAUUGACUGUGUAAUAUUUAUUUGUUUUAUGACCUCCUUCAAAGAAGAGGGUUACAUUGCUCAUGCUGGUCAGUUGGUUGGUACAUUAGUUUGUCCAUCUGUGUUCAAGAUAAAUUGAUAAAACACACUUGGGCCUACAGCUGUAUAGGUUUGAAAGAGGAUUACCUGUGCUCAGUAGAUGACCCCUGGUGUUUUUUGGGUCAGUAGGUCGAAGGUCAAGGCAAAUGAUCAUUUUUCUAUCAAUAACAGUAGAAUGGCUUACAAUUUUCAAAUUCAGUGGGUGAUAAGUUAUUGUCAGUAGAUGACCUGUUGUUUUGUUGUCAUUUGGUCAAACACCAUCUUCUUGUCAUACUAGAGAUUGAAAAUUGCACACCCAGUGAUCUCUGUAAGGCUGGUAUAUGGGGCAUAUGUGUUUUACAUACAGCUGUUGUUAUUGUUGUCAAAUGUUAUUGUAAAAUGUCACUUGUCAUAGACUUAAUAAUGACACAUUAUUUUAUUUCAUACUUGUUAAAAAUGCAUUUAUAGACACAGAGAUGAUAAAAAUAAAAUUUCAUCUUUCAAUAUUGGAAA